Molecule: messenger RNA, 531 nt
Organism: Lathyrus sativus (Indian pea)
Lineage: Eukaryota; Viridiplantae; Streptophyta; Magnoliopsida; Fabales; Fabaceae
Source: the annotation of a GenBank genome assembly
AUGGAAUUUGAAGGAUAUGAUGCACUGGUAGAGAAUAAUUGGAAUGUCCCAAUCACAGGAAAUCCAAUGUUUAUCUUGUGGAAUAAGUUUAUGCGAUUACAACCGGCUCUGUGUAAUUUCAGUAAACCAGCCCGGCAUAAUGACCAGCAGCUUAUUCAAGCCAGAAAUCGAUUAAACACGGCGCAAACCUCCCUUGAAGCCAACCUAAUGAAUGCUACGAUAUUAACUCGAAUUAAGGAGCAGAAAGUAGAGAUUAUAAAAUUGAAAGAACUAGAGGAAAAUAUACUGAGACAGAAAUCAAAACUUGAUUGGAUAAAGUGGGGUGAUGGCAACAACUCGUAUUUCCACGCAUCCGUAAAGGCCAAAAAUAAUUCUAAGAAUAUGUCACAUCUCACCAAAGAAGAUGGCACUAUACUGACAGUGCAGACUGAUAUUGAAGAUGAAGUUUUGGAUUAUUAUAAGAACUUGUUAGGCACUGCUGAUAGCGCAGUUCGUCACAUUGAUGUCACCACCAUGAGAGAUGGACCAUAG